Messenger RNA from Gopherus evgoodei (Goodes thornscrub tortoise), 848 nucleotides. Its product is annotated as paired box protein Pax-6-like. Gene Ontology annotation, molecular function: DNA-binding transcription factor activity, RNA polymerase II-specific; RNA polymerase II cis-regulatory region sequence-specific DNA binding. The transcript is spliced from 8 exons. Gene Ontology annotation, biological process: anatomical structure development; regulation of transcription by RNA polymerase II. Lineage: Eukaryota; Metazoa; Chordata; Testudines; Testudinidae. The record is from RefSeq and is a predicted model, not a curated record. The coding region runs from base 1 to 837 and encodes 278 amino acids.
AUGGGGGCAGAUGGGAUGUAUGAGAAGAUCAGGAUGCUGAACAUUCAGAGCACAGGCUGGGGUGGGCGGCAGGACUGGUACCCGGACGGGCUGGUCCCCGGGCAGCCCAACCCAGACAGCUGCCAGCAGCUGGACGGUGGCCUGGAGCCCGAGCCCCUGCCCGGGGCCGGCGCCGACGACCCGGACGACUCGCAGCUCAGGCUGCAGCUGAAACGCAAACUGCAAAGGAACCGAACGUCCUUCAGCCAGGAGCAGAUCGAGGCCCUGGAGAAAGAGUUUGAGCGGACUCACUACCCCGAUGUCUUCGCCCGCGAGCGCCUGGCCGCCAAGAUCGACCUACCCGAGGCCCGGAUCCAGGUCUGGUUCUCCAACCGACGGGCCAAGUGGCGGCGUGAGGAGAAGCUCCGUAACCAGCGGCGCCAGGCGGGCGGCUCCGGGCACCUGCCCCUGGGCACCGGAGCCUCUACCCCCCUGUACCAACCCAGUACCCCUACUACCCCGGGUGCCAUGCUGGGGCGCAGUGAGGGCCCCCUCCCCAACAGCUAUGGAGCCCUCCCCCCACUGCCCAGCUUCUCCAUGGCCAACAGCCUCCCCAUGCAGGCCAUCCAGCCGGUCGCCAGCCAGGGCAGCUCGUCCUUCUCCUGCAUGAUCCCAGGUGGCUCCUCGGGCCGCGGCUACGACCCGUACGGCCCGGCCCAGCUCCCAGCCCACAUGGGGACCCCCAGCCUGGGCGCCGGCACCAACACCUCCACCGGUCUCCUCUCCCCUGGCGUGUCAGUCCCCGUGCAGGUCCCUGGUGGGGACCCGGAGGUCCCCCAGUAUUGGCCACGUCUGUAAAGAUGAGAGAA